AUGGCUGACUGCAUCGAGUCAAACUACCGCAGAAAUCUCUCUGCAAUUGAGAAAGGGUUCCGGCAGGGAGUUGUGACUUGUGCAGUCGCCAGCGCCAGAGGACGUGAGCCUGUCAUUCCUGCUAGGUACAUUAAGGCUCUCCAGGAACUUGUCAGGGACGAUUCCACCGUCAUAGCUCCGGCCGAUAAGGGUGGCGGUGUAGUUUUGAUUGAUGGCGCUGACUACGUCACUAAAAUGGAAGUCCUGCUCUCGGAUAUCUCUAUUUACAGGGAAGCUGGGACAGGAAACGCGGAGGCGAGGUCCCUAGAGUUCAACAGAGCAGCAAGGAAGAUCCUCAGGUGUUCGGAGAAGGGGAAGGCUUUGCUGCAUCUGCUCGAGGAAACGCCAAGCACGCCGACGAUCCGUGGGAACAUCAAAACCCACAAAGAAGGAAACCCCGUGAGACCCAUCACCAACGGGACCGGGAGUGCCCCACACCGGUUAGCCAAAAAGCUUGCAGCACCUCUCUCGAACGCCCUAAACUCCAUCAGCGGUUGA
Molecule: messenger RNA, 537 nt
Organism: Penaeus chinensis
Lineage: Eukaryota; Metazoa; Arthropoda; Malacostraca; Decapoda; Penaeidae
Exons: 1
Coding region: 1-537 (178 amino acids)
Source: RefSeq, a predicted model, not a curated record